AUGGUCCAGAUGGAGACGCAACUGCAGAGCAUUUUUGAGGAGGUGGUGAAAACGGAGAUUAUAGAAGAGGCUUUCCCUGGCAUGUUUAUGGACACCCCUGAAGAUGAAAAAACAAAACUUAUUAGCUGUUUAGGGGCCUUCAGACAGUUUUGGGCUGGUCUUUCUCAGGAAUCUCAUGAACAGUGCAUCCAGUGGAUUGUUAAAUUCAUUCAUGGCCAGCAUAGUCCUAAAAGAAUUUCUUUUCUUUAUGACUGCUUAGCAAUGGCAGUUGAGACUGGUCUCCUUCCACCCAGGAUGGUUUGUGAAUCCCUGAUAAACUCCGACACACUUGAAUGGGAAAGAACGCAGCUCUGGGCCUUAACAUUUAAACUGGUUCGGAAAAUAAUCGGAGGGGUGGAUUACAAGGGUGUUCGAGAUCUCUUAAAAGUGAUUUUGGAGAAAAUCUUGACAAUUCCCAAUACAGUGAGCUCAGCUGUUGUACAGCAGCUUUUGGCAGCAAGAGAGGUUAUAGCGUAUAUCUUGGAAAGAAAUGCUUGUUUACUACCAGCAUAUUUUGCAGUCACAGAGAUCAGGAAACUAUAUCCUGAGGGAAAACUUCCACAUUGGUUACUUGGAAACCUGGUAUCAGACUUUGUGGAUACCUUCAGGCCAACAGCAAGGAUAAACUCCAUUUGUGGCCGUUGCAGCCUUCUACCAGUUGUAAAUAAUUCGGGUGCCAUUUGUAAUUCAUGGAAAUUGGACCCUGCAACUCUCCGUUUUCCUUUGAAAGGCCUUUUGCCAUAUGAUAAGGAUCUGUUUGAACCACAGACUGCUUUGUUGAGAUAUGUUUUGGAGCAGCCUUAUUCCAGGGAUAUGGUCUGCAAUAUGCUAGGUUUAAAUAAGCAGACCUUGAACAUUGCUCAGCACAAGCAGCGCUGCCCUGUGCUGGAGGACCAGCUGGUGGACCUGGUGGUUUACGCCAUGGAGCGGUCCGAGACGGAGGAGAAGUUUGAUGACGGGGGGACCAGCCAGCUGCUUUGGCAGCAUCUCUCGAGCCAGCUCAUUUUCUUUGUGCUUUUCCAGUUUGCAAGUUUCCCACAUAUGGUCCUUUCUCUUCAUCAGAAGUUGGCGGGGCGAGGACUGAUUAAAGGUCGAGAUCAUCUUAUGUGGGUUCUCCUGCAAUUCAUUUCUGGGAGUAUUCAGAAAAAUGCACUUGCUGACUUCCUCCCUGUCAUGAAGCUCUUCGACCUUCUGUAUCCGGAAAAAGAAUUUAUCCCGGUUCCUGACAUUAACAAACCCCAGUCAACUCAUGCCUUUGCCAUGACCUGCAUUUGGAUUCAUCUCAACAGAAAAGCCCAAAAUGACAACUCCAAACUACAGAUUCCAAUACCUCACUCCCUAAAGCUUCACCAUGAGUUCCUGCAGCAGAGUCUUAGAAAUAAGAGCUUACAAAUGAAUGACUAUAAGAUCGCCCUGCUAUGCAAUGCAUACUCUACAAAUUCAGAAUGUUUUACGUUACCUAUGGGAGCUCUGGUGGAAACUAUUUAUGGAAAUGGAAUUAUGAGGAUACCACUUCCUGGAACGAGCUGUUUGGCUUCAGGAUCUAUUACGCCCUUACCAAUGAACCUCCUGGAUUCACUGACAGUUCAUGCCAAAAUGAGCCUUAUCCACAGCAUUGCUACCAGAGUGAUAAAACUUGCUCACGCAAAGUCAAGUGUGGCCUUGGCUCCAGCCCUAGUGGAAACUUACAGCCGCUUAUUGGUCUAUAUGGAAAUAGAAUCUUUGGGCAUCAAAGGAUUUAUCAGUCAGCUUCUGCCAACUGUUUUUAAGUCUCAUGCCUGGGGUAUCUUGCACACUCUUCUUGAGAUGUUCAGCUACCGGAUGCACCACAUCCAGCCGCAUUACAGAGUCCAGCUCCUGAGCCAUCUUCAUACGUUGGCUGCAGUUGCACAAACGAACCAGAACCAGCUCCAUCUCUGCGUUGAGAGCACUGCACUCAGGCUCAUCACAGCACUCGGGAGCUCAGAGGUGCAGCCGCAGUUCACACGCUUCCUCAGUGAUCCCAAGACGGUGCUCUCAGCGGAGUCUGAAGAACUGAACCGCGCCUUGAUACUGACCUUAGCUAGAGCAACCCACGUGACAGAUUUUUUUACAGGCUCUGAUUCAAUUCAGGGAACUUGGUGUAAAGACAUACUUCAGACCAUCAUGAGUUUUACUCCUCAUAAUUGGGCUUCACAUACUCUUAGUUGCUUUCCAGGCCCACUACAGGCAUUCUUUAAACAAAAUAACGUACCUCAAGAGAGUCGUUUUAAUCUGAAAAAAAAUGUGGAGGAGGAGUAUAGGAAGUGGAAGUCAAUGACCAACGAAAAUGACAUCAUCACCCACUUUUCUGCGCAACGUUCUCCUCCUCUCUUCCUUUGUCUGCUCUGGAAAAUGCUCCUGGAAACAGAUCAUAUUAAUCAGAUUGGCUAUAGAGUACUGGAGAGAAUUGGAGCCAGGGCCUUAGUAGUCCAUGUGAGAACAUUUGCAGAUUUCCUGGUAUACGAGUUCUCUACAUCAGCUGGAGGUCAGCAACUCAACAAAUGCAUUGAAAUUCUUAAUGAUAUGGUGUGGAAGUACAACAUUGUUACACUGGACAGAUUAAUUCUCUGCCUGGCCAUGCGUAGCCACGAAGGGAAUGAAGCCCAGGUUUGUUAUUUCAUAAUUCAGUUGCUGUUACUCAAGCCAAAUGAUUUUAGAAAUCGAGUAAGUGACUUUGUGAAGGAAAAUUCCCCAGAACACUGGCUACAGAAUGACUGGCACACCAAGCACAUGAAUUAUCACAAGAAAUACCCAGAGAAGCUCUAUUUUGAGGGCCUGGCGGAGCAAGUUGAUCCUCCUGUGCCAAUACAGUCUCCAUAUCUGCCCAUCUAUUUUGGAAAUGUGUGUCUCCGAUUCCUUCCAGUGUUUGAUAUAGUAAUCCACAGGUUUUUAGAGUUGCUGCCGGUAUCCAAAUCAUUGGAGACUCUACUAGAUCACCUGGGAGGCUUAUAUAAAUUUCAUGAUCGUCCAGUGACUUAUUUGUAUAAUACUCUGCACUAUUAUGAAAUGCACCUGAGAAAUCGCGAAAGUCUCAAACGAAAACUUGUCCAUGCAAUCAUUGGGUCGCUCAAGGAUAACCGACCACAGGGCUGGUGUCUAAGUGACACUUACCUGAAAAAUGCUAUGAAUGCACGAGAAGACAAUCCCUGGGUCCCAGACGACUCUUAUUACUGCAAACUGAUUGGCAGACUAGUAGAUAAUAUCCUUUUUAUUUCUCCUGGUCCGUUCCCAAACUGUGACUGGAGGUUCAACGAGUUUCCCAACCCUGCUGCCCACGCACUGCAUGUCACUUGUGUGGAGCUCAUGGCCUUGGCUGUUUCUGGCCAAGAUGUUGGAAAUGCUCUUCUGAAUGUUGUCCUGAAGAGUCAGCCUUUAGUGCCGAGAGAGAACAUUACAGCAUGGAUGAAUGCCAUUGGAUUGAUCAUCACUGCCCUACCAGAGCCGUAUUGGAUUGUCCUGCACGAUCGAAUAGUGAGUGUUAUCAGCAGCCCCAGCUUGACGUCUGAGACGGAGUGGGUGGGCUAUCCUUUCCGCCUCUUCGAUUUCACGGCUUGCCAUCAGUCCUACUCCGAGAUGAGCUGUAGCUACACGUUGGCUCUGGCGCAUGCUGUGUGGCACCACUCCAGCAUCGGGCAGCUUUCCCUCAUUCCCAAAUUUCUCACUGAAGUACUUCUUCCUAUAGUAAAGACUGAAUUCCAGUUGCUUUAUGUGUACCACCUUGUGGGACCAUUUUUACAAAGGUUUCAGCAAGAGAGAACUCGAUGUAUGAUAGAGAUUGGUGUGGCAUUUUAUGACAUGUUGCUGAAUGUAGACCAGUGUAGUACCCACUUAAACUACAUGGAUCCCAUCUGUGACUUCCUGUAUCACAUGAAGUAUAUGUUUACUGGUGACAGUGUAAAAGAGCAAGUAGAAAAGAUUAUCUGUAACUUAAAACCGGCUUUGAAACUCCGUCUUCGGUUCAUCACUCACAUCAGCAAGAUGGAGCCGGCUGCCGUGCCUCCGCAGACCGUCAGCAGUGGGUCUCCGGCACCUCAGCCGGCUCAGGGGCCAGCGUCUCUGCCAGUGACUCAGUGA
This is a messenger RNA of Rangifer tarandus platyrhynchus (Svalbard reindeer), 4134 nucleotides long. NCBI's taxonomy places the organism in Eukaryota, Metazoa, Chordata, Mammalia, Artiodactyla, Cervidae. The record is from the annotation of a GenBank genome assembly.